Molecule: messenger RNA, 1394 nt
Organism: Daphnia pulicaria
Lineage: Eukaryota; Metazoa; Arthropoda; Branchiopoda; Diplostraca; Daphniidae
Product: ankyrin repeat domain-containing protein 34A-like
Exons: 5
Coding region: 481-1212 (243 amino acids)
Molecular function (GO): protein binding
Source: RefSeq, a predicted model, not a curated record
CAGGAGAUUUAAAGUGAAUUGUGAUAAAAGUUGUGAAAUUACUAUAAUCAUUCGACUUUGCAAUAGGCUUCAGAAGAUAUUCGUAACAUAUGUUGGAACGUGACUUUGCUGCAGCCAAUUCAAAUCGUGCAGGGUUGAGCCAUUUUUAUUCACCAAUUGAGUUAUUGCGAGCGGCACGAAACGAUGUAAUCUGUCCUAUAAAUGGUAUUAGGCUACUGUUUGCGGACGAUGAAGGCCAAUAUGUUGACAUUGAUAAUAAUACAACCCUUCUCUCCCUCUGCAUGUUUACUACGGACAAGCGUAACGCGCGAGUACUUUCAAUUGAAUUUCCUCACGACGCAUUCUCUCGUGCGCAUUCAGGGAUUUUGCGACGUCGACUGAGUACCUACACUACUCCUUAAAAAAUCCUAGGCUCUUUGCCGUGCGAUCGAAGUCGUUUGGAAUCAUUCGAUCGUCGGGCACCUACAGCUAUCGUCGCCUAUGGACUCAGUAGCGGAUCGUGCUUCGUAUUUGUUAGAUGCUGUUAUUAGUGGACAUUAUCGCCAAGUUAAAUUCUAUUUAGAUGCUGGUUAUGAUCAAGAUUACGUCGACAUCCAUCGUGAGGGAAGUACUCCUCUAAUCCUGGCGGUUACACAGGUGAAGGACGACGAAUCAAUAAGAAACCGCUUAAUUGUACUUUUACUACAAGCCGGAGCAGAUCCAAACAUUGGUGAUCGGUACGGUAUGACACCGCUAAUGCACUCUAUACUACGUCGACAAAAGGGCACUGUUCGCAUUUUGCUGGAAUCGAAACGUUUGGAUCAUGGUAUGGAAGACUUUGAUGGAAACAGUGCACUCAUGCACGCCGCAUCGCUUGGUUUAACCGAUAUAGUGACGAUUAUUCUUGAGCGGCUAAGUGCUGUGCAUCGAAUGAUCUACCUCGGUCAGAAGAAUCGAAAAGGUCUUACAGCUGGAAAUUUGGCAGAAGGAUUCGAAAAAAAGGAACUAGCUGAUUUGUUGAGUUGGAAGAGCACAUAUUUUUUGCCAGACAACUUCGAAGGAUUUGCUGAUCCAAGACAACUCGAACAGGGGAAAAAAUCUUCCACGUCUUGUCGUGAAACGCGUCACAAACCUAUAGCUGGUAUUCAAAGUCGGUCGUUUACUCCAGAAAUUCAGAGGCGACAUUGGCGGAAAAACGACAGCAACUGUGCAGAUCAAAACGAUGUACAGUAAAUCGUGUAAUUCGAUUUCUGCAGGAAGAACCAAUUGCCUCGUGAUAACUCUCCAGCCGAUUGUGCAACACCAUGCCAUUCGUCGAAAAAUUGUUCUGUUAGCUCUUUAAAUAAACACAAAAAAAAAACCUAAAAAAAUCUGCGUUUGUGUCAGUUACUUUUAUCAGAUUUGGAAAUAAUUUG